GGAUAUAAUUUGCCUUAACUCUUUGCGCGAAGGGAACAAAUUAAACCCAUGCUUUUCCCGUAGAGCUCCAUAUAAGGAAAAUCUUGUCUGGAAAUUUGACAUAUUUAGUAAAAACAUAAAUUAUCCGAGUAAUCCAACAACCUCUAUUUUUUCACUUUGAGUAGCUCAUCAUUUGCAGAACCCAUCUUCUACUUCUUUCUUCUUUUUCUACAGGGCUUGUUUGUUUUUUACGUUAUUAUACCUAAGGGAUGGUUAGGGAUCAAGGAAACCCAGGAUAUAUUCCAUUAUUGCAGUAAAGUUUCGAUUUUUAUUCGUUAUUCCCUAUGCACCUUCAAAAUUUUAUUUAUUCUGCUAUAUAAGGACCAGUUUCGUGUUUAGUUUAAAGAAGAUUACAUGCUUAGUUCAAAAGGCAGAAAAUCUGUUGGAAAAGAGAUGGAAUGUGGAGCAGGCUACAAGUGGACUCUGUGUAGCCUAGUGUGUGCUUAUCUUGAUCUGGCUGUUGCAUUUUUCUCUUUAUCUGCAUCAACAAUAGCUUUCUUGACAGUAAACUUUCUGGGGUUUUGUGGGUUAAGCUUGUUUGGCUUUUCCCCAGAUGUUAUUUUCAAAUUGCACAAGUUCUUGAUUAAAUUUGCCCUUGAAAAAGUGUCAAAACUCAAACUUUCUGCCAUAGAGGUCAAUGACCAAUUGAUUGAAGAAAGGGAAGAUGCUGAGAGGGAAGGUGGGGCUUCAACUAGUUCUGUUUCAGCUGUAACAAGAAAUUCAAGCAAAGCUGAUAGAGUAGUAGUACUCACAGCGGGGAGUAAGUUUGUAGAUGUUAUGGGAUGCGGGCUUAAAACAAAUGAGUAUUGGAAACGUGAUGUCCUUAGUGGAACUGAUUCCUGCUCUAAUGGAUAUGGGCAAGGAGACAGCUACAAACUGGAUGAAAGUCCAUUUCCUAAUGAUACAGAUUCAUCCAGCGAAGAGGUGAAUGGCCAUGUGGACCAAAUCUUGGUCAUUAAUGACAAAAGUUCAGUAAUAAGACUGUUGAAAGAAGCACUUGAGGAAGAGAAAAUCGCCCGGUCUUCCCUUUACGUUGACCUUGAGAAGGAGAGGAGUGCUGCUGCUACUGCUGCUGAGGAGGCUAUGGCCAUGAUUUCCCGGCUGCAGGAGGAGAAGGCCUUCAUAGAAAUGGAAGCCAGGCAAUAUCAGAGGGUAAUUGAGGAAAAGUCAGCAUAUGAAGAAAAUGAAAUGGCCAUUCUAAAAGAGAUCUUGGUCAGGAGGGAAACAGAAAAGCUCUUUCUGGAAAGGGAAGUUGAAGCAUACAGACAAAUGGUGGUUUAUCUUGAAGAAAAAUGUUUUUCGGUUAAUUACAAUGAAGACCCAUACAAGGAAAUUGAGUGCUUGUCAAAAGCAAUUAGCUCUGAUGAUGAAGAAAACCAUCCUGUUUAUGAUGUUCAUGUGGAUGGAUCCAACUUAUGCACCAAGACUGAUAAUGAAAAGCUAAAACUUGUCGAUGAAGAUGAAUGGGAUGGGGAAAUGUUAGAGACUAUUGAAGAAAGGAAUGACAAGUUCAUCCGAUCAAUGGAGAGUAGUUGCCCACAGGAGAGGGCCCAUUUUAAGCUUCUGGAUGAUAUAGCAUGUCAGCUUGAAGAGAUUCGGCAUCUUACGCUCAAUCAUGAAAAGAAAAGCGCACAGUCCAGAGAUGAAUAGGUGUGGAGGCGUGAAGAACAAUCUGAAUGUGUAACUGAUUGAAGAGUAGUGUUAUGUAGAGGUUAAUGACGUUUCAACUUUGUUCAAACUAAGCUUCUCAGAGCUGCUGGGAUAAAUGAAGAGUGCACUGUGACUUUUCUUUUUUAUACCGAUUCUGUUUGUCUCUAAGCGGUUUGUUUGUAAUGGUGUUCUUAUUUUCCCAUUAUGAGAACAAGUUUUUAUUAUUUACUUUGUGGGAAAUGGAUAAAGGGUGUAGUUUUAACAAUAUGUUAAACAUCGUUUUGUUUCCUUCUAUAAGCCUGUCUGAGAUGUAUUUAAACGCAUGUAUUCUGUUCUUUUGGUCAAUCACAAUGGUAUUGCUGCAAGAA
Molecule: messenger RNA, 2057 nt
Organism: Cuscuta europaea
Lineage: Eukaryota; Viridiplantae; Streptophyta; Magnoliopsida; Solanales; Convolvulaceae
Source: the annotation of a GenBank genome assembly